Messenger RNA from Diospyros lotus (date-plum), 730 nucleotides. RefSeq names its product kiwellin-1-like. Lineage: Eukaryota; Viridiplantae; Streptophyta; Magnoliopsida; Ericales; Ebenaceae. Bases 1 to 585 code for a protein of 194 amino acids. The transcript has a single exon. The record is from RefSeq and is a predicted model, not a curated record.
AUGAAAAGCAGCAGCAGGGUUGCUUGGAGAGUGGGCAUUAAUCUCGUGGUUGUGAUUCUUCUGAUGGCAGUCUUUGCAAUUGCAAGCAUCGAGGCCAAACCCUGCAAGCCCAGCGGCCACAUCAAGGGGAAGAAGCCGCCGCCGGGAAAAUGCAACACCGACAACGAGUCCGAUUGCUGCAAGGAGGGCAAGAUCUACGCCACCUACAAGUGCUCGCCCAAGGUAUCGCGCCGGACCAAGGCAACGUUGACGCUCAACGGCUUCGGCAAGGGCGACGACGGCGGCGGCCCCUCGGAGUGCGACAACAAGUACCACUCCGACAGCACGCCGGUGGUGGCGCUGUCGACCGGGUGGUUCGGCAACCAGCGCAGGUGCCUCAACAACAUCACCGUUUACGGCAACGGGCGGAGCGCGACGGCUAUGGUGGUGGACGAGUGCGACUCCACCAUGGGCUGCGACGACGAGCACGAUUACCAGCCGCCGUGCCCCAACAACAUCGUCGACGCCUCGGAGGCCGUGUGGAAGGCUUUGGGGGUUCCCAAGCAUGACUGGGGCAGCUUGGAUAUCACCUGGUCCGAUGCCUGAAUCUUCAUCAUCCCCUUCUACGGCCGCCGUAGCCGCCACAACUAUAUAUACAAUUAACUAUAGAACCAGUCGUCGAUCAGUGAAUAAAGCGCGUGCUUUACGUAUGAUCAUACUCUGAUCAUUAAUUUGCUUCUUGCAAAUGAUU